AUGAGCUCGCUAUCUGGCAAGGAAGUCGCAACGCACAACUCGCGCGAGAGCUGUUGGAUCAUAGUGCAUGGCAAGGUAUACGACGUGACAGAAUUUCUGGAUGAGCACCCCGGUGGCUCCAAGAUCAUCCUAAAGUAUGCUGGAAAGGAUGCUACGGCAGAAUACGAGCCCAUACAUCCCCCGAACGCCAUUAGUGAUAACCUACCUCCUGAGAAAUGCCUCGGCGCUGUGGACAUGGGUACAGUGGAGAAGGUCGAGGUUCAGAUUACAGACGCAGAGAAAGCUCGCCUGGAACGAAUGGAAAACCGCCCGUCGCUUGAUCAGGUUCUAAACCUGCAUGACCUUGAGGCAAUCGCGCGUCAGGUUAUGCCGGAGAAGGCAUGGGCCUACUACUCUUCGGCAGCGGACGACGAGAUAACCAACAGGGAGAACCAUUCGGCAUACCAUCGAGUAUGGUUCAGACCACGCGUCUUGCGCGAUGUGACUAACGUGUCAUGGUCUACCAAUAUCCUUGGGCACCGGACAUCCAUGCCGGUUUACAUCUCUGCGACCGCGUUGGGUAAACUGGGCCACCCAGAAGGCGAGCUGAACUUGACGCGCGCAGCGGCUAAGCAUGGCGUGAUCCAGAUGAUACCGACGCUCGCCUCGUGCUCUCUCGACGAACUCAUCGAUGCGGCUCAGCCUGAUCAAACCCAAUUCUUCCAGCUCUAUGUCAACAAGGAUCGCGAGAUUACCAAGCGCAUCGUUCAGCAUGCCGAAAAGCGGGGUAUCAAGGCCCUGUUUAUCACUGUCGAUGCUCCACAGCUUGGACGCCGGGAGAAGGACAUGAGAAUGAAGUUCGAUGCGGACGAGGAUCCCGACGCAGUGAAAAAGUCCGGCGGGGAAGUCAAUAGGAGCCAAGGCGCCGCAAAGGCUAUCACAGGCUUUAUCGAUCCCGGACUGAGUUGGAAAGAUAUCCCUUGGUUCAAGAGCAUCACCAACAUGCCGCUCAUUCUCAAGGGUGUUCAAUGUUGGGAGGAUGCUCUAGAGGCAUAUGAUCAGGGGCUCGCGGGUGUUGUUCUGUCCAAUCACGGUGGAAGGCAACUUGAUUUCGCACGGUCGGGACUCGAGGUGCUGGUCGAGGUCGUGCAAAAAUUCAAUGAGAAGCGUGGCAUGACAUUCCCCAACCCGAGAUUCCAAUUGUUCAUCGAUGGUGGCGUGAGGCGCGCCACCGAUGUCCUCAAGGCCGUGGCUCUCGGUGCCACUGCGGUUGGUAUCGGCCGACCCUUCAUCUACGCUUAUUCCGCGUACGGCCAGGAAGGUGUAGAACAUGCCCUCCAGAUUCUUCAGGACGAGUUUGAGAUGAACAUGCGCUUGCUUGGGGCCAAGAGCAUCGCGGACGUUGUACCGGACAUGGUAGAUGCCUCUGGGAUCCGGGCCCAUACCGUCGCAGUUCCAGGGGAUCGUCUUUACGACAACAACUAUGAGAGUAUGCAGCAUGCACGCCUCAGGGAGUUGAAGGCGAAACUCUGA
This is a messenger RNA of Peniophora sp. CBMAI 1063, 1512 nucleotides long. Lineage: Eukaryota; Fungi; Basidiomycota; Agaricomycetes; Russulales; Peniophoraceae. The record is from the annotation of a GenBank genome assembly.